Molecule: messenger RNA, 3632 nt
Organism: Podarcis lilfordi (Lilford's wall lizard)
Lineage: Eukaryota; Metazoa; Chordata; Lepidosauria; Squamata; Lacertidae
Source: the annotation of a GenBank genome assembly
AUGAUCCUGGACAAAACCAUUUCGGUCCGCAUCAUCUUCCUCCUUGGGGUCAUCCAGUGCCUGAGAGGGUAUAGCUGGGAGCAGACGACAGCCAGCUCUGUUUUCCAGCAGGAGCCAUUUGUGGUGGUGUGGAACUUGCCCACAGCUAAGUGUCGAGAGCAUUUUGGGAUCACCCUACCUCUGGAAGCCUAUGGCAUUGUGGAGAACAAGGACAAUGCUUUUCGUGGCCAGAACAUAACCAUUUUUUACAAGAACAAGUUUGGGCUCUAUCCCUACAUCUCCCCAGAUGGCAAAUGGCACAAUGGAGGGAUACCUCAGAACGUCGAUCUGAAGAAGCACCUGGAGACGGUCUCAAGAGAUGUUUUGGAAAGCCUGAAGCCUGAUUUCCAGGGACUGGCCGUGGUGGACUGGGAGGAGUGGCGGCCUCUCUGGAGGCAGAACUGGGGCCCCAAGAACGUGUAUAGGGCGGCCUCUGAAAAAUGGGCAAGGAACAGAAGGCCUGAUGAACCCCUCACGGAGCAAUCUUAUCUUGCGGAGAUAGAGUUUGAACAGGCAGCUCGGGCCUUCAUGGAGAGAACUCUAGAAAUGGGGAAGUCUCUGAGGCCACAGGGAUUCUGGGGCUUCUAUGGGUUCCCUGACUGUUUCAAUUACAACUGGGAGAGCGAAGAGAACUACACCGGUCAUUGCAACCCCACAGAGGUCCAGUGGAAUGAUCAUCUCAUGUGGCUCUGGAAGGUUUCAUCUGCCCUCUAUCCCAGUAUCUACCUCUCACCAAAACUCCCAACAUCUUACCACCAGAGUUAUGUUCACCACCGCCUCAAAGAAGCAUUUCGCGUGGCACAGUUUGGCGUGAAGCAGCCUCUCCCUGUGAUCGCAUAUUCCAGAGUCUCCUACAGACAUUCUCCACGGUACCUGACUGAGGUAAGAAGUGAGAGGUGCCAACUGCGUACAAUAGGCCCAGGCACUUUUCAUCAAUGGUAGCAAUUGAAUAAAGGUUAAGGCUGCAAUCCUAAACCCACUUAACCUGGGAGUAAGCCCCAUUGAAUUCAGUAGGACUUACCUCUGAGUAAACACAGCUAGGACUGCGGUGCAGAUCUCUUAUCUAGCUGGAAACUUCCUUCUGUGGGGAAUAUUAGCUGCCACCAUACAGUGAGGGGGGAAAGUAUUUGAUCCCCUGUUGUUAUUUUGUCUCUCACAGCUGCAAUAAACCUACCAUUAAAAUUAUGGACUGGUCAUUUCUUCGUCAGAGGGCAAACGGCCAAAUUUAGCAGGGGAUCAAAUACUUUCCCUCCUCACUGUACAUUAUUCAUUUAUUAUAUUUUUAUCCUGUCCUUCCAAGGAGCCUGGAGUGUCACAGAGGGGGUAUUUCAUUACACUGUUCUCAUAACAACCCUGUGAGGUAGGUUGGUUAGCCAGAGAGAAAAUUAUUGGCCCAAGGCCAUUCAGUCAAUUUAAUGCUUCAGAUGGAAUGUUGCACCACUAUAUAUAUAUAUAUAUGCAGUCACAGUAGUUAAUUAAUUGAGGCACUUCAUUAAUGCUGCAGCCAGCUAUGAGUGAACAGGAAGCAACUAAUUAACUGCUUUAAUAGAAAGGUGUUGUCAGGGAUGGGGAAUCCUUUUGGCCCAGCUAGCCACACUCUCAUCUUUCCCCAAUUCUGUGCGCCAACUUUGAUAGGUGGGUGGAGCAACCCGUUUUUCAUUCAUCUCAUAACUAUGUUCCUCAUGGGGAACUUGGUACCAGACAGUCUGGUAGGCCUGAGCUCACUGCCCAUCACUGAUGGCUAAUGACUUCAACCUUGCUUUCCGCAGGAAUUGGCUGUAUGAUCACAAACCCUGUAAGGCACUCAGUCACACAGGUGAUCCAGCCCCAUGUCAGGUGUGGGGGAAUUAGCCUUGUGGGCCAAAUGGGGGUCCAUCUAUCCUGAACCAAAUUUGGCCAAUGGGCUAGAAGCUGCUGAUUACUGGAUUUUCUGGAUUUAGGGAGGAGAAAGUGGGGGUGAGCAAUAGCUUGAGGAAAAUGCUGCAUAAACAUAGAAUAAAAUGAUGCACAAAAAAGGGUUCACAGUCCACAUUCCUGUGGUGUCUUGUUAAACAAAUUGGUCAGACUUUUGAAGCAUUACAGAAACUACAACUCAUGUUUGACCAGAGAACUUAAUUGGGCCAGAAAAAUUCAGUGAAAAUCUAUCCAUUGUAACUAGCCAGGAAACCUGCCUAAUGCAAUGUGUUAAUAUCACCAAAGUGAUACGUUGCAUUUCUCAUGCAGAAAGCUGCCCAGUGCUAACAAUUCCCUCCUUUUCUCCAUUCAGGCUGACCUGGUGUAUACAAUUGGGGAGAGUGCAGCACUUGGGGCCGCUGGGGUUGUGCUCUGGGGUGACCUCUCCUAUUCCCAGUCACCGGUGAGUAUCUCUGCAACAAUGUCCCAUCCAUCUAUUAAUUCAUGAACCGCCUUUAUAUGCUUCCCAAUUACAACAUUUCCUGAGAAUACCUAUAAUGUAUUCAAAUACAACCAUCAACCGUGAAACAAUCAUGCAGCAGAUUUAAACAAUUAUAUUAAAACUUUUAUUAUUUAAAGGAAAUAAAAAGCUAUUUACCAGGCACCAAAACAGGUGCCAGCCUCCAUGGGGAAAGCAUUCAAUCGGUGGGAUGCCAUGGCCAAGAAGGCCCUCUUCCUAGGAUAUACAGUGGUACCUCAGGUUACAUACACUUCAGGUUACAUACGCUUCAGGUUACAGACUCCGCUAACCCAGAAAUAGUACCUUGGGUUAAGAACUUUGCUUCAGGAUGAGAACAGAAAUCGUGCUGCGGCGGCGCAGUGGCAGCAGGAGGCCCCAUAGGCUAAAGUGGUGCUUCAGGUUAAGAACAGUUUCAGGCUAAGAACGGACCUCCGGAACAAAUUAAGUACGGUACUUAACCCGAGGUGCCACUGUACUACCUAAGUUGAGAAUCAGCCUGAGAGAGAAAACAGAUACUCUCUUUGCCCACCUCAUUGGUAGCCCAGCAGCUAUUCCCCUACUUUCCAGCUUUGGUGGGGAUAGGAUAACUUGUUUCUCCCAGUUUUAUUGAUACCUUGACUAAUGACCAUGCUCACCUGCCCGUGUGGUUGGUUCUGCCUAAACAGAAAUGGCUGGAAGCUCCCAUCCCCAGUGCCGAUGGGUCCAGUCCCUAGAAUGUUCUGAGCUGUAAUCCUAGCUUUCCAUCUUCUAGGAGAGCUGCAGGAGCCUCAAGCAUUACAUCACCACAACACUGGGCCCAUACAUCGUCAACGUAACCACGGCAGCGCGCAUGUGCAGCCGCAAGCUGUGCCAUGGGCAUGGACGUUGCGUGAGACAGGACCCCAGUGAACUGGAAGCCUUCCUCCACCUGGACCCGCAGCAGUGGGAAGAGGAGUCCUCAAUGACAGAUUUUCCAGAUCAAGACAUGUUCGCUUGGGAACAAUUUCAGUGUCACUGCUAUCCUCAGUGGACUGGAGCCUCGUGUGAGACACCGCUGUGGCUGGAGCCUGUCCUAGGACCGGAGUGUAGUCGAGCUCAACAGUAUUACAAUAUAUUUCAUGCAGGGUAUGUCAGCAAUGUUGUUGUGAAGUCAAACAUCUGUCCUCCUUCCAUUUACAAUGAAAAGACAGAAUUCCAAUAA